AUGCAAUACGAUCGUUUCGACACUUCUGUGAUCUCUCACAGUGCUAGAGGCAACAUGACCAAGUCAGCUGGUUCUCUGGAGAGUAGUGCCGGAGCGAGCAGUUCGAAGAAUAAUCUUGCUGUAGAGUCGGACGAAGUUGUAGUCAAGAUGGAAGUGGAUGAGUCGCCCGCUUCAACCUGCGUUUACACAUCACUUGAAAAGCACACUAACUUGGAAGCGACAGACAGUAUGUCACUUUUUUUGAAAACCCCGCCGCCAGUCGACCCUCCUCCAUCUGUGACACGUCCCGAAUACGUGUAG
Molecule: messenger RNA, 300 nt
Organism: Cooperia oncophora
Lineage: Eukaryota; Metazoa; Nematoda; Chromadorea; Rhabditida; Trichostrongylidae
Source: the annotation of a GenBank genome assembly